Molecule: messenger RNA, 1669 nt
Organism: Setaria italica (foxtail millet)
Lineage: Eukaryota; Viridiplantae; Streptophyta; Magnoliopsida; Poales; Poaceae
Product: heptahelical transmembrane protein ADIPOR2
Exons: 3
Coding region: 292-1506 (404 amino acids)
Biological process (GO): response to hormone
Cellular component (GO): membrane
Molecular function (GO): signaling receptor activity
Source: RefSeq, a predicted model, not a curated record
UUCCCAAGCGUGCACGCUCGCCAGCAACGUCAGGCAGCAGCAGCAGGGGUAUCUCGCGAAUCCGACCCUUGCCGAGACGGAACCAGAGCCACGGGUGCUCUCGGAAUCCGAGUCGUAAAGGCGCUGCCGCCGCGCGCCCCAGAAGAGUUCUCCCUCUACAUAAGCCCCGCGUGAGCGGGCUCUGCCGCAAGCCCAAAAGACGAACGAGAUUCCCCUACCAGUCCGGCUUCCGUGCGCGCGCGCCUCCCCCACGCACGCACGCACGCCUGCAGGGGUCACGAGGAGGGAGACAUGGCGACCACGACGGUGACGACGACGACGGCGACGGCGGCCACCACCACUACAACACGGGCGCUGCGGCACUGGGGGGUGUUGGGGUGCUGCUGCGGCCACCGCGCGGUCGACGACGCGGCGGACGUCGUGGCGUCGUCGUCGCGGGAGGAGGAGCCGGCGGUGGCGCUGCCGGGGAAGGAGAUCAAGGGCGGCGAAGGGGGGCAACAGCUGCCGCGGCUGGUUCGGUUCGAGGAGCUGCCGGACUACCUGCGCGACAACGAGUUCAUCCACGCCCACUACCGCUGCGAGUGGUCCGUCCGCGACGCGCUGCGCAGCGCCUUCGCAUGGCACAACGAGACGCUCAACGUCUGGAGCCACCUGGGAGGCUUCUUCCUCUUCCUCUACCUCGCCGUCGCCAAGGAGACGGGGAGGGUCGCCGCCGCCGCCGCCCGCGCCGCCCCGGGCAUCGUGACGUUCGUCCUGACGUCGGCCAACGCGUCCUGGGAGACCCGCAGCAACUCGUCGAGCUUGGUGGCGAGCACGGACUUCUCGUCCGUGUUGUUGGGGAGCGUGAGCAGCAGCGGCCAUGGCGCCGCCCACCACUUGGUGCCGAGGUGGCCGCGGACGGUGUUCCUGGGGGGUGCCAUGACGUGCCUGGCGGUGAGCGCGGCGGCGCACCUGCUGGCGUGCCACUCGCACCGCUUCAACCGCCUCUUCUGGCAGCUCGACUACGCGGGGAUCGCCGUGAUGAUCGUCGCCUCCUUCUUCCCGCCGGUCUACUACGCGUUCCUCGGCGACGCCGUCACGCAGCUCCUCUACCUGUCCCUCAUCACCCUGCUGGGCCUCCUCGUGGUGGGGCUCAUGCUCUCGCCGGCGCGGUCGUCGCCGCGGCUGCGCCACCUCCGGGCAGGCCUGUUCGUGUGCAUGGCGCUGUCGGGGGCCGUGCCGGCGCUGCACGCGCUGGCGAUCAACUGGGCGCACCGCGAGUGCCACCUCGCCCUCGCGCUCGAGCUCGUCAUGGGGCUCGUCUACGCCGCCGGCGCCGGGUUCUACGUCAGCAGGGUGCCGGAGAGGUGGAGGCCGGGCAGGUUCGACUGCGUCGGGCACAGCCACCAGAUCUUCCACGUGCUCGUGCUCGUCGGUGCGCUCACGCACUACGCCGCCACGGCCAUCCUCAUCAACUGGCGGGAGGCGAUGGCCGCCGCCGCCGGGGCGGCAGCGGCGUUGUUGUGACUUGUGGCUCAUGUGCAAGCUCAGGGCAAUGUAUAUGUAGGCAAAGGGCGCCCCAUUGAUCAUUCGUUCAUUCUUUGUACUCGCUAUACAUUAAUGAAAAUAUUUGUUCUUGGCAUUUCAUAUGGAAAAUUGUAUAUGGAAUCGCCAAUCUCGGAUUUGCUAA